GACGGCUGGGGCUGCAGCCGGUGGCGGCAGCGGCGGCGCUGGGAGUGGUACCCGGUGGUGGUUUCCCUCCUUGGCGCGGGGUGGGGAACGGGCAACGCCCCCCGGACCCCUGAAGGGUCGUGGCUUGCUGUUUUGUUUUUCUUUUUCUUUUUUUUUAUUCAGGCGAUUCUCGAGGUUUUUUAGCUCCGGGAGGAGUGCCCCCUCCUCCCCCUCGCCCUCUCUCCGCUCCCCCUACUCGUUCAGGAUCGAUUUUGUUGCCAUUUUUUGGCGGUGACCUGGGUCACCCUCCGGGUGUUCUGGUUUUCUUCUUUUUUUUUGGUUUUGUUUUUACCUUGUCUCCUCGGGGUUGCCCCCUGUGGUUUGUGUUGUGUGUGGAAAUGGCGAACUCGGCAAAUACAAACACCGUGCCUAAAUUAUACAGAUCGGUGAUUGAAGAUGUUAUUAAUGAUGUGAGAGACAUCUUUUUGGAUGACGGAGUGGAUGAACAAGUCCUGAUGGAACUAAAAACUUUAUGGGAGAAUAAACUAAUGCAGUCCAGGGCAGUAGAUGGAUUUCAUUCAGAGGAGCAGCAGCUUCUGUUGCAAGUACAGCAGCAGCAUCAACCCCAGCAGCAGCAGCACCACCACCAUCACCACCAUCAGCAAGCUCAGCCUCAGCAGACAGUACCUCAGCAGGCGCAGACCCAGCAGGUCCUUAUUCCUGCAUCGCAGCAAGCUACAGCACCACAAGUUAUUGUUCCUGAUUCUAAGCUGAUACAACAUAUGAAUGCAUCAAAUAUGAGUGCUGCUGCUACAGCUGCUACAUUAGCACUCCCUGCAGGAGUGACUCCUGUUCAACAGAUAUUAACAAAUUCAGGUAAUUAGGGAUAAUAGAACCUUUUAAGAUAUAAUUUAGAAAAUUGUGUCAUCUAACCCUUGUUUUGUUUUCACUGAAAGAUGAAAAAUACUAAUAUUUCUUUUACCAUUUGGUUUAGGUUAUUAAAAUA
This is a messenger RNA of Carlito syrichta (Philippine tarsier), 985 nucleotides long. Its product is annotated as transcription initiation factor IIA subunit 1-like. The transcript has 5 exons. The record is from RefSeq and is a predicted model, not a curated record. NCBI's taxonomy places the organism in Eukaryota, Metazoa, Chordata, Mammalia, Primates, Tarsiidae. Bases 378 to 863 code for a protein of 161 amino acids. Gene Ontology annotation, cellular component: transcription factor TFIIA complex. Gene Ontology annotation, biological process: transcription initiation at RNA polymerase II promoter; transcription by RNA polymerase II.